CUGUUAAUGUUUUUUUCGAGUGCAUUGAAAAACUAGACUUAUUAGUUUUUAUUAAAUUAAAAUUGAAAGUUUAGUCAUAAUUAUAGAAACACGUAAUAUUCAUUUUUUAUCAAUCUAUUUGUUAUCAUGGACAGGCAAUGCUGUUCUGUGUAAUUCAUUAUAUAUCAAUUAUAACGAGGAAACGGUUUUUGCAAAAAUGACAUUUGAAUUAAAAUGGUUAAAUGUGUCAUGGGAUUGGAAUCAAUUUUGUGUGACCGGGCUACGGCCAUUUGGAAGCGGCUCAAGUGAUUUGCUACCUUGCUUCCAAGAAAUUGUUCUACAAUUUCCUACAUAUACUCUGUUUGCUGCUGUCUCGGCAUACAAUUUCGGUAUUUAUAAUCGCUGUGUGGCACGCAAUCGUACCCAAUUAAUGGCUAUAAAUAUUAGGGCCUUAUUAUCGCUGCUCUUGGCUCUUCUCGCUGGUAUCAAACUUGAAGAAUUUUAUCGUUUGGGUUCUACAUUGUACGCCUCUGAUAUAUUAGUGGCCUGUAGUGAAGUUUUAAUGUGGCUCGUACAUAGUGGUUACCUUCUAUCUUCGCGGCGGUGCGGUGUACUGAGUCAUCGUGGUUCCCUGGCUAUACUAGUACUCUGGCUGGCUAUUUUUGUCUUGGAUGCUGUGUGGUUACGUUCCAGCCGUAAUUUUGAUUGGUGGCCAUGGAGUCUUAUCACUUUCCUGUUGGAUGUUUGCUAUUUAACAACUUUAUUACCGAAGGGUCGUGCUAUCUACGUACCAUUCCGUCAUGGUAAUGAGAGCGACGGCAGAGAUAAUAGUGAACAAGCAGAUAACGAAAGUAGCGCGUUGCUUGCCCGUCGUUACACAUACUUUCACUUUGACUUCCAUGAAGUUCAUUUGGGUCACGCCCAAGACGAGGCCAAUUUAUGUUCACGUUUUCUGUUUCAUUGGGUGGACCCGUUAAUAUCGAAAGGUGUUGCUGGCAAUCUGAAGCGUAUUGAAGAUUUAUUCGAUCUACCGGAUGCUUUAAAUAUAUCGCGAAUUAGUGAACGUUUUCAAACCAGCGUAUCGUCAACAAAGAAGUUAUUUUGGGCUUUGCAUAAAGUGUUUGGGAAAGAAUUCUAUUUCAUUGGUAUUCUGAGAUUUGUGGCUGAUAUAUCAACGUUUGCAGGACCCCUGUUGUUAGGCGGUUUAUUGGCACAGGAACCAGCUCAUAACGACCACGAUGAAGAGGUGAAUUGGCAGCCAUAUUUAUACGCUUUUGGUCUAUUUUGCACCCAGUUAUUGUAUGCCUUUUGUUCCACGCAUUUCAGUUGGCGUAUGUCUAUGGUUGGCAUGAAAAUGCGAAUCGGUAUGGUUAGUGCCAUUUAUCGUAAAUCUCUGGAGGCGAGAGGACUUAAAAAUACACAACCUGAAAUACUCAAUCUUAUGUCUACGGACACUGAUCGUAUCGUGAAUUCUUGCAUAUCGUUUCAUUCUUUCUGGAGUAUACCGUUCCAGCUCUUUACGACGCUCUAUUUAUUAUAUACACAAUUAGGUGCCGCCUUCGUAGCUGGCGUAGUAUUUGCCGCUUCUCUUAUACCUAUUAACCGUUGGUUAGCGAAACGCAUAGCUGGUUAUUCACAAGGUUUAAUGUCAGCUAAAGAUGCUCGUCUUUCAACCACAAAAGAGGUUAUAAACGGGGCGAAACAGAUUAAGCUACAUGCCUGGGAAGAUGUUUUUAUAAAAAAAAUAAGAGCUUUGCGUCAGGGAGAAAUAAAAUUCUUAUCAAAACGUAAAUAUUUAGAUGCGUUAUGUGUGUAUUUUUGGGCCACUACUCCAGUAUUAAUGUGCUUUUUUACAUUUGGUGUUUCCGUAUGGAUGGGAAGCUCUCUCCUAGCCACUACCACUUAUACAAGUGUGGCCCUAUUAAAUUUACUUAUAGGGCCAUUGAAUGCAUUUCCAUGGGUCUUGAAUGGCUUGGUUGAAGCAUGGAUCUCUAUAAAACGUGUUCAAGAAUUAAUUGAUUUACCGGAUUUGGACUUCGGUUCUUAUUACGAUCCAGUUGUGAAAGAUAAUUCCGCCGUUGAUCUGGCGAAUGAACCUCCGGUAGUUUUGCAAUUAAAAAAUGCCAGUUUUGAAUAUGAUAGUGUACAAAGUGAUGAAAAUAAUCCGAGGCAUAAUUUUCGUUUGGAAAAUAUUAAUAUAAUUAUAAAAAGAGGUGAACUGAUAUGUAUUAAAGGUCCAGUAGGUGGUGGCAAGAGCAGUUUUAUAGCAGCAUUGGUCGGUGAUAUUAAUUGCCUUAAAGGCUCGAUUUGUGUGCAAGAUAUAAGUUCAGGUUUUGGUUAUGUACCGCAAUCACCUUGGCUGCAAAGAUGUACCAUACGUGAUAAUAUUAUAUGGGGCAGUGUUUUUGAUGAGCAGCGAUAUAAAUCUGUUCUCUACGCGUGCGCUUUGUGCGAAGACAUUAGGAAUUUGGGCGGCGAUUUGGCGGGCGUAGGUGAAAACGGUCAUACCUUAUCCGGCGGUCAAAGGAUACGUCUUGCAUUAGCAAGGGCUGUUUAUCAAAAUAAGAAAGUUUAUAUAUUUGAUGAUAUCUUAGCUUCUUUGGACGCCCAUGUCGCUAAUCAUAUUGUGAAAAAUUGUUUAUUGGGUUUGCUGAAGGAUAAGACUCGUAUUAUUGUAACCCGCAGUGUUACUUUAUUCUAUUAUGCUCACAAGAUUUUGAACAUCGAGAAUGGCACAAUAGCACUUAAUGACUAUAUGUCAGAAAGUAUUGAUUUGAGUUUGGAGGAUAGUAGCAGAGAUGAUCUAAAUAGUGGCGUAGAUUUGGAAUGCAUAAAAUCGAUUGAUUUGAAAACACCAUAUGUCGAUCAGGAAAAGAAGAAACUUGACGAUUUAAUGCUGGAGGAGUCUCGGGAAUUCGGUUAUUUAUCUUCAAAGGUAUUCGCUUGCUAUUGGAAAGCAAUUGCCAAUCCUUUGGCUAUUAGUGUCUUGCUUUCGGUACUAUUAAUGCAAGUUACUAGAAAUUUAUCGGACGCCUGGUUGGCUCAUUGGGUUACCGAUACUACAUUGCAUAGUAAUAAAAAUUUGUCUACUACUCCGGGGUAUGUAGCGAGAAUGAUGUACAAAAAUGUUAACAACGGAUCUGUGGCUCCGCAUAGCACUAGCUUUUAUUUAGGUAUAUACGCCUCGUUAACUUUAAGCAAUACGCUGCUUACAUUAGCAAGAGCGUUUCUUUUUGCUUACGCUGGUUUGAAAGCUGCCAAACAUAUACAUGAGAAAUUACUGCAUGCAGUUAUGUAUACUAAAUUCAAUUUCUUUGACAUUACUUCCGUGGGUCGAAUUUUGAACAGAUUUUCCUCGGACACAUACACUGUAGAUGAUUCCUUACCUUUUAUACUAAAUAUAUUUUUGGCACAGUUGGCGGGUCUUAUAGGCGCGGUUAGCAUUAGUUUAUAUGCAAUGCCUUGGCUAGGUUUGAUUGUCCUUCCAAUGAUACCAAUCUAUCUGAAUUUGCAAUAUCGAUACCGUCAUGCAUCGCGGGAUAUUAAACGCCUGUCAACUAAUGCCCUAUCCCCAUUGUAUACUCAUUUCACAGAGACCAUACAAGGUUUAGUGACUAUUCGUACAAUGCGGGCCAGCGUUCGUUUUCAACGCGAUUUUCUUACAAAACUAGAGGAAAGUAUGAAAGCUCAAUUAACUGCUUCAGCCGCCCAAAGUUGGUUAAGCUUACGUCUGCAAUUAUUGGGUGCUCUGCUGGUGGGAAGUGCUGGUUUAUUAGCGUCCGUUACUGCAGCACAUGCCACUAAUCCCGGUUUAGUUGGUUUGGCCAUAUCUUACGCUUUAUCGAUUACUAGCUUAUUAAGCGGCGUAUUAAAUGCGAUAGCUGAGACUGAACAAGAAUUAGUCGCCGUAGAACGUUUACAUCAAUAUUUAGAACUAGAUGGUGAGGAUCGUUCUGGAACUAUAAUAAAUCCUCCAUUUGGUUGGCCUAAUCAAGGCGUGUUAAAUUUCAGUAAUGUUCAAUUUCGCUAUCGCGAACAUUUACCACCGGCUUUACAUAAUUUUACGUUUAAGACCGAGGCGUUCGAACGUUUGGCUAUAGUGGGACGUACGGGGGCCGGAAAAUCAUCAAUUUUAGCAGCUCUGUUGCGAGUAGAACCAAUAACUGGUGGAGAAAUUAGUUUAGAUUUUGUUAAUUUAAAAGAGUUAUCUUUGAAUAUAUUACGAGAUCGCAUUGGUUUAAUAACACAAGAGCCAUUUUUAUUCGAAGGCACAGUGCGUGAAAAUCUGGAUCCUCGGUCAACCUACCAUGACACAGAAAUUUUGCAUGCUAUUACGAAUUGUACAGCUAUAACCUAUUUAGUGCAAAAUCUAGGAGGUUUGGAUGGAAAACUAGAGAAAGACGGCAGCAAUUUAUCGGCUGGUCAAAAACAACUGAUCUGUCUUGCCCGAGCGCUUUUAAAAAAUUUUAAAGUCAUAUGUAUUGACGAAGGCACUUCCAAUUUAGACAAAGAUAGUGAAUUUGCUAUGCAUCAAGCUUUGCAUAACUGUUUUAAGCAUUCAACAAUUAUACUUAUAGCUCAUCGGCUGUCGAGCUUAAAUAGUGUGGAAAGAAUUAUUGUUAUGGAUCAAGGUGAGAUUAAAGAGCAGGGAACCCCGGAAGAAUUGUCAAGAGACACCACAACGAUAUUCCACAGCAUGCUGUUAGCUCAACAUAUAAAUAUUGAAGAGUUUUGCAAAAGGAAAUAAACACUGCACACUUAACGCAGUGACAGUGACUCAACUGGCUGUGAAUGGCAUUGCCUUUGCUGGCUAUUUCCAUGUUUACUUUGUAUUUUACUUUUCUGCUUUGGUUAACAAAUAAACGAGCAAGAAUAAGCUAUUCAAUGUAAUGCUUUUCAAGUACUUCUUUCGCGCUUAUAUUGGUAGAACAAAUUGAAUUAUUCGGAGUACAAUAUGAGAUGGUCACAAAGCCAAACA
Molecule: messenger RNA, 4957 nt
Organism: Glossina fuscipes
Lineage: Eukaryota; Metazoa; Arthropoda; Insecta; Diptera; Glossinidae
Product: multidrug resistance-associated protein 7
Exons: 10
Coding region: 197-4726 (1509 amino acids)
Biological process (GO): transmembrane transport
Cellular component (GO): membrane
Molecular function (GO): ATP hydrolysis activity; ATP binding; ABC-type transporter activity
Source: RefSeq, a predicted model, not a curated record